UUGGAUCUCCGGCAGAAAAGACAAUCUCUGGAACAAUAAUCGAAAAGAUGACAACUUAUGGCAGAAAUGGCGGCAAAUAUUCAAAAGAUGGAAACGAGUCCACAUUCUCGAUGUCGUAUCUUUUCAAUGGCGACAAUAAGAAUCAGGUGAUGCGAGUAAAUAAAUCUGACGAUGCGUUUCAUGACGUUUUAUGCAUUUUUUUGUGAAAAACACAAGCUGGACAGGCUGGACUUGGCCGUAAUCAAUUGGCAGACGUGAUUUAACGAACAGGCAGUCAAGAUUGUUCCUUUCGAUCACGAUGAGCGUGAAGCAGUACAUCCAUCCGAGAAACAAGUACAAACGACCGCCAGAUUAUAAGCAACUUGCGGUCUUGUAUCCGGAGUUUCGUGAAAUUGCGAUCAUGGACUUUACAGGAAGGGUUAGGAUCGACUUCAAAGAGAGGAGAAGCCUGCAUGUACUUACAGAGACGCUUCUGAAGCAUGAUUUUGACUUACACGUGAAUAUCCCAGCAGAUAAUCUGAAUCCGGCGAUUCCACUGCGCUUAAAUUAUAUUCUGUGGAUGGAAGACUUGAUGACUCAUUCUAAAUUGGAGAUGGAGAAAGUUACAGGCAUCGACAUUGGAACUGGAGCAGUUUGUAUAUAUGCUCUAUUACUGGCAAAAAUCUAUAAAUGUCAAGUGAUUGGCACAGAAAUUGGCAAGGAAAGUGUAGAGCAUGCUCAGAAAUGCAUAAAGAAAAACAAAUUACAAGAUUUAAUUAAAAUAAUUACAGUGAACUCCGAUAGAAUUUUUAAGGAUGUAAUACAGGAUAAUAGAGUUUAUGACUUCUCAAUGUGCAACCCACCAUUUUUUGAGAGUGAGGACGAUGGCUUCGAAAAAGUCGAAAAAGUCUUACCACCGAGAAACGCACCUACUGGAAAUGACAGCGAGUUGAAAACCGAAGGUGGUGAAAUAGGCUUUGUGACGAAGAUGAUCGAAGAGAGUGUCGACGUGGGAGAUCGAAUAAAAAUCUACAGCACAAUGAUUGGCAAAAAAGCCGACUUGACUGGUUUAAGACAAUUGUUAAGAUCGAAAAAUAUAAAAAAUAUGACAUGGACGGAAUUCUGCCAGGGUCACACAACACGAUGGGGUUUGGCUUGGAGCUUCCUUCCGCAAAACGUUGUCAACUUGACUACAGCACCUGUCAUUAGAAAACAUGGGAAGUCUAUAAUGGGAUUGUUAAAGAAUUACAAAACCUCGAUAACAUUUCCUGUGAAUGAUAAAUUUUCCUGCAUAGACGAUAUAAUUAGUUUUUUAAAAGUAACAGCGAAAGAGUUGAACAUCAAGUUGCAAGACGUAUCCAUUCCUGAGGAUAGUUUCGAUAACUGGGCGUGUCGAGUAAUUGCUAGAAAAAGAUCGUGGGAACAUAUGCGCAGGAAGCGGCGUUUAGCGCAACAAUCUGCGUUAAAAAGAGCAAAAAGUGAAAGUGAUGAAUGUAUUGAGGUUGAAGAAACUUCAAUUGAAAUUGGAAAUAGUGCGAAAAAUUCAGAUGAGGAAAGUUCUGAUAAAGAAUUAUCUGAUAAAAACGGUCCUUUGCUUGUUUGUAAAUUCUGGGUAGAAGCAGAAAGCCGCAAUGAUUCUCAGGAUAUAAUUAUACAACCUGAUGAGAUACUCAGGAUAUGGAUGGUGUUUGAAAAUGGAUAUGGCGGUUUGGACGCGUUACAUUCGUUGCGACAGUAUCUGAUAAACAAAUUGGAAGUGAGGGAAAAGAUUUUAGAUAAUCCAUCGAAGACGAAGAGAAAGAAAAAAAGGAUUAAAAAAGAAUGCUAAUAGGAGUUUCAGGUCCAUUCAGGUGUAUUCGAGCAACAGAAAAAAUUCAGCGAACAAUAAACAGGACAGAAAAUUUUGAAGAGAA
Messenger RNA from Acromyrmex echinatior (Panamanian leafcutter ant), 1892 nucleotides. Its product is annotated as U6 small nuclear RNA (adenine-(43)-N(6))-methyltransferase. Gene Ontology annotation, biological process: rRNA base methylation. Gene Ontology annotation, molecular function: 23S rRNA (adenine(1618)-N(6))-methyltransferase activity. NCBI's taxonomy places the organism in Eukaryota, Metazoa, Arthropoda, Insecta, Hymenoptera, Formicidae. Gene Ontology annotation, cellular component: nucleus. The record is from RefSeq and is a predicted model, not a curated record.